Messenger RNA from Lolium perenne, 928 nucleotides. Lineage: Eukaryota; Viridiplantae; Streptophyta; Magnoliopsida; Poales; Poaceae. The record is from RefSeq and is a predicted model, not a curated record.
AUGGCCAAGCCAAGCCAGCUCGUCGCCAGGCGCAUGGUCCCCAGCAUCAUCACGGCGUGGCACACGGCCACGCCACGCCACCAGAACAACGGCGGCGACGAGGUCGCCGUGGAUCACCCGACCAGCCGCCACUGUGGGACGGACGAGCUGUCUCGGUUCCCUCCUAUAAAACCAACCUCGGCUCUACCCUGCAACCCUAGCGUCCCUCCUUCCUUUUCCCCUAGCGCCGCCACUCCUCUUUUCCUUCUUUCUCCGCACCCGCUCGUUCCCCCGCAAGCAGGCAGCUUGCUGCUCCCACGCGCCUCCGCCCUCGUCGCCCCGCACACGCGAUCAAGCAGCGCCGCGCCGAGCUCAUCCCGGCCUCCUCUGUCCCGGCGCUCGACCACGCCUCAAGCCCGCUCCGUGACCAUCAGCUUCGUCCGCGCCAUCAAGAACACCAGUCGUGUUUCGUCGCCCAUCUCCGGCUAUUUCGGCGCCCAGCUGCAUGUCCCCGUGGCCGCGGGCGUCCACCUCCAACGUGUGCUGCGCGCGGGACUCCAACCCGGCCAGACCGUGCUCAGCCCCAUGUCCAUCUCCGCUUCCAAGCGCUGCCCCGACGUGUCCCUCCGAACUCCAUCUUCCUUCGCUCAUACAAGGCCUGCACCGCGCGUCCGCGACGCCUCCAUGUCCGCCGGCGGGCGGCGCCACCUCCUGUACACGAGCGCAGCACCGCAUGUCUUCUCCGUCCGCCUCCGGUGGCAGCACCUGUUCUCGUCAACGUCCAUCAGGUCGAGGCGCGACCUGCUGCUACUUCAAGUUGCCGCGCGCCCGUUUCCAGUAAAGAUCCUUUGAUCAGCUAGACUGUGACCUCCGGUGACACAUCUACAGCAGAUCCUAGACAGUGCAUGGUCAGCAGCACCCACUCCCGCGUGUCGGCCACUGCAUCUUG